CAGUCUAGCAAUCGGCGCGUUCGCCGAAACCAUUUGAUGCGAGCGAUGAUGUAGUCAUGGUGCUGGAGAACUUGAGGUGGAUCUUGAGGUUGGCGGUCUUGCGUCAAGCAGGUAUAAAGGUGAACGACCUACUUGAAGAUAAAUCAUCCUCUAAAUAUCUACACAGGUCAAGAUGCUCAUUUCUAGCAUUGUGUCUGCCUCGCUCGGCUUCUGUAGCCUACUUGGCUCUGCAGUAGCCUACACAAAUCCUAUCCGCAACCCAGGAGGCGGCGACCCACAGAUAUCAUGGUUUGACGGCUACUAUUACUUCAUCUCUACGGAGUGGACCAACCUUCAACUCGCACGGGCCACGACCAUCGAAGGAUUGAAGACUGCAACACCGAAGAUUAUCUACGAGGACACCACCCCAAAUCGAUGCUGUAGUGUCUGGGCGCCCGAAAUCCACUACUUUGAUGGGACAUGGUACCUCUACUACACAGCUGGCAAUGCAAACAAUCUGGAUGACCAACGCAUGCACGUGCUGAAGGGCGGUGCAUCGCCCUGGGACGCAUGGACCUACGCCAACCAGGUCACGGAUGAUUGGUCUCUCGACGGCACCGUGGUCCGCUUCAACGAGUGGGGCAACUAUUUCGUCUACUCAUGCAUGACCGGCGUACCACACCAGUCUACCUGCGUCCGCAAACUGAACAGCGACUUCAUCUCGGCCGGCGCCAACAUCAGUAUCAUCUCGCAGCCCGACCAGCCAUGGGAGCAGUCCGAGGUGCCCGUUCAGGAAGGCCAGUACGGCCUCUAUUUCGGCGGCAAGACGUAUAUCGCGUACUCCGCGAACUAUUGCUGGACGCCCGACUACUGCGUUGCGUUGCUCGAAUGGGAUGGUGUCAGCGAUCCGGCGGCGGCGACGGCGUGGAAGAAGAGCGACGGCUGCUCGUUGACACAGGCGAACGGCAACUUUGGCACGGGGCACAACAGCUUCUUUACCAGCCCAGAUGGCAACACAACGUACAUCACUUACCAUGCUACUUCUGUUGCGGGUGGUGCGUGCGAUGACCGCCGAUAUGUCAUGGUGCAGCCCGUCAGUGCUAGGGAAGAUGGAACCCCCGACUUUGGUGUGCCGCAGGCCUUCGGGACCGAGUAUGCGGAACCUGGUCAGUAAAUUUAGGACUGGAUGUUUGAGUUUGUCGGUAUAUGAAUCAAUUUCACAUCAGGGCUGGUCGCCCACCUUUGAUCGGCAUAGGCACAAGCUGGCAAUUCUUUUUGACUUAAUCCCGCCAACCAGGAGCCUUGGGAUCGUUUGACUGGCAGAUGAAGACUCUGGGCACGGUACCAUUCCG
Molecule: messenger RNA, 1331 nt
Organism: Boeremia exigua
Lineage: Eukaryota; Fungi; Ascomycota; Dothideomycetes; Pleosporales; Didymellaceae
Product: glycosyl hydrolase
Exons: 3
Coding region: 173-1153 (326 amino acids)
Biological process (GO): carbohydrate metabolic process
Molecular function (GO): hydrolase activity, hydrolyzing O-glycosyl compounds
Source: RefSeq, a predicted model, not a curated record